UCCUUCUCAGUAAAAUGAAGGGCUGGAUUCGAUCAUUUCCCAAGGUUUCCUAGCUUUUAGUGCUGCUGGUUGUUUAUUGCAAAAGAGAAACAAAAGGGAGUAGCCAGAAUUAUCUAAAGGGUGCUAUUUUACUUUGCUUCUAGUCUCUGUCCUAAGUUCUUGUGCCUUGCUGCACAAAUCGCUUCCCUCCUGGAUCUUUUAACCCUUUCCCUUUACUUCCUUGUCAUCCCUGGAUCAUGUAGUUAAAGGCUUUGAGCCCUCCAAGUUAUUAGUGUUGGCACAUGGUCCUUCCUGGUGACUUGUCAGUAUCACCUCCCGCUCCCUGUGAACAACCCUCCAAAUCGUGUUUGUGUCUGCAGAGCUCCAUCCUGGAAGAUGCGGAAGCCUUCUUGGAGUUGUCUUGGAGCCCUGCUCAUGGCUCUAAUGUUUCAGGCCUCAGUGGAAGUUCAUGGUUGCUCCCUGGACAAUCCAUGUAAAGACAGCACGACAGCUGAAAGUCUGCUGGAAUGCAUAAAAUCCUGUUCUAUGGACUCAUCUAAUAUACUUGAAUACAGAGGAAUUGCACAAAAUGAGCUAAAACGUACCACAAACUACUCUCAUAAAAAAUAUAAGCAAAGAGAUAUCCACAGUGGCAGCAUCAGCAGUGAUGGUAGAAAUGUGAAUCAAAAGAGGCAGGAGCUAAUACAGGGGGACUUCCUGGAUCUUUUCUCUCCAGGAGUUCGGGGAGAGGACAAAGAGGUGCAAGAAGAGGGUCUGUCACUGAUCCGACCAGCCAGACAAUUAGAUAACAAAAGGUCCUAUUCCAUGGAGCACUUCCGCUGGGGGAAGCCAGUGGGUAAAAAGAGGCGCCCUGUGAAGGUCUAUCCCAAUGGAGUGGAAGAAGAAUCUACAGAGUCCCAUUCCACGGACUUCAGAAGAGAUCUCCCCAUGAAAAUAGAUUAUCUUGAGGAUUCUGAGUCAAUUGUUGAUAGAAGGGAGGAUACCAUGGAGGACAUAGAUAAAAAGAAAAAGAAAGAACCUGUGAAGAUCUAUCGCAAUGGGGUGGAAGAAGAAUCUACAGAGUCCCCUCUCCCCAUGAGUAUGAACUAUCCUGAGGUUUCUGAGCUAAUUUUUUAUAGAGGGAAGGAAGCAGAUGAAAACAAAGAGAGAUAUAAGAUGGAACAUUUCCGGUGGGGGAAGCCGUUGACUAAAAAAAGGCGCCCUGUGAAGGUCUAUCACAGAAUAACAAAAGAAGAAUCUGCAGAGUCCCAUCCCAUGAACUUCAGAAGGGAUCUUCCCACGAAUAUGAACUAUCCUGAGGUUUCUGAGCUAAUUGUUAAUAGAGGGGAGAAUACUGUGGAGGAUACAGAUAAAAAUAAAAAGAAUAAAAGGGGCUAUAAUAUGGAGCAUUUCUGGUGGGGUACCUCUCCCAGGAAUAAGCGAUAUGGUGGCUUUAUGGUUUCUGAGAAGAGUCAUACUCCUCUCAUGACACUGUUCAGAAAUGCCAUAAUCAAGAAUGCCCCUGACAAGGGCCAGUGAGGGAAAACCUCGGGGGAGGAAUAGUCUUAGGUUUUUAUGAGAGAAGUAGGCCCCAGUUCCCUUCUGCCCCUUUCCUAUCCCCUGUAUCUUCCAUUUCCCAGGCUUGGGAUGUGUUAGAUAGUUAAACCCUCAACAGCCAUGCCUUCAGUCAUUAAAGCUGUCUGUUUGGUCUUUAGGAAAUAAAAUUCAUUUGACUUCA
This is a messenger RNA of Sarcophilus harrisii (Tasmanian devil), 1717 nucleotides long. RefSeq names its product proopiomelanocortin (gene POMC). The transcript is spliced from 2 exons. Gene Ontology annotation, molecular function: hormone activity. Bases 376 to 1518 code for a protein of 380 amino acids. Gene Ontology annotation, cellular component: extracellular region. NCBI's taxonomy places the organism in Eukaryota, Metazoa, Chordata, Mammalia, Dasyuromorphia, Dasyuridae. The record is from RefSeq and is a predicted model, not a curated record.